Messenger RNA from Culex quinquefasciatus (southern house mosquito), 542 nucleotides. It is a transcript of the gene Mocs2A, whose product is annotated as molybdopterin synthase sulfur carrier subunit. The transcript has a single exon. The record is from RefSeq and is a predicted model, not a curated record. Gene Ontology annotation, cellular component: cytosol. Gene Ontology annotation, biological process: Mo-molybdopterin cofactor biosynthetic process. Lineage: Eukaryota; Metazoa; Arthropoda; Insecta; Diptera; Culicidae. Bases 217 to 522 code for a protein of 101 amino acids.
UACGUUUCCUCUUCUUUGUUUACGAUUCUCCCUGAUUUCGCAGUUCUCGGUUCUCGUCGCCUGUUGCUCGGUGUUCAGUUCGGUCCGAUUCCCUCCAUCGCACCUUAUCAUCCGUCCCUUCCCGUUAUCAGUUACUGUCUUAGUGUCUCCAACCCACGAGAAGCAGCACAAUUUGCGUAAUUCUCCCAAUAAGAAUGAGCUAUUGAGCGUAUCGUUAUGAGCCAAGGUCAGUGCGCGGAACCCGGAACCGUCGUCCACGUGAAUCUGCUCUUCUUCGCCAAAGCGCGCGAACUCACCGGAACGUCGUCACAGGCGAGCUUUCCGCUUUCAACUGGGUCAGGAGACUUGUUGAACGGCGCGCAGAUUUUGGCCGCGAUUUGUGCCCACUUUCCGGAGCUGCGCCCGAUCCGGGACCAUGUUAUAAUCGCCGUCAACGAGCAGUACUGCGAGGAUUUGACGGAGGCGUUGGCGAUUCGGGACGGGGACGAGGUUGCCGUGAUUCCGCCGAUUGCCGGAGGUUAACUUAGGGACGAUGGGGUCGA